AUGCUGAGCCCGUCCACCGACGCACCGCUCCUUCCACAGCCCGCGAGCGUCGAGGAUGCGCCAGACGCCGGGGAGAGCGCUGCUCCGCCGCAGACGAUACGGUCCACGGCCGGCUCGUCGGCGCCCUUCGAGCCGUCGGUCGCUUCACCGAUGAAGCAACCCAGCCCGUCCACGAGGUCGCCGCUUGGACCGACCUUUCCCCCGAGCGACCAGAUCCCUCUCCAACCGCCAUCCCAGACGCCUACGGCCGCUCCCAGGCAGUUCGUGCCGCCUCCAACCGAGCCCUCAGCGGCCGCCCAACCUCCGGCGUGGACUCCCCCCCCCGUGACACCGGCGGCCAUCCCCCCGCCAUCGCCCGCAGCCGCAUCCGCAACGACGGCGAGGCAUUACAAGGAUAUCAAUCAGGCGCAGAAGCACGCCAAGUUUGCCAUUUCCGCCCUGAACUUUGAGGACGUUCCGACGGCGAUCCAGGAGCUGCGGAAUGCGCUGGCCGUUCUGGGGAGCCAACCAUGA
Drechmeria coniospora is the source of this 513-nucleotide messenger RNA. RefSeq lists its product as uncharacterized. The record is from RefSeq and is a predicted model, not a curated record. Gene Ontology annotation, biological process: late endosome to vacuole transport via multivesicular body sorting pathway. The transcript has a single exon. The coding region runs from base 1 to 513 and encodes 170 amino acids. Lineage: Eukaryota; Fungi; Ascomycota; Sordariomycetes; Hypocreales; Ophiocordycipitaceae. Gene Ontology annotation, cellular component: multivesicular body.